AUGGGAAACCAACAAAGUUCUGGAAUUGAAGGAUCAAAACCAAUUUCAGCAUUUUAUUAUAAUAAUAUUAGUACAGUGAUAUCAAGGGAUGGAUUUUAUUUUUUUAAUAAUCAAAGUCAAAGAUUUGAAUCAUCUAAAAGACCAAUUACAUUUGUAAUUUAUGAUGAAGAAGGAAAUCAAUUUAUAACAGGAGAAGAUGAUUUUUUCAUUCGUUUAUAUAAUGAAGAUGGUACAUAUAUUAAACAAUUACCAAAUUUACAAUCAAAUAUAACAACAGAUGUAAUUGCAAUUUCACAUCAAGAUUUUAUUCGUGUUUUAUUUCCAAUUAGAAAUAUUGAUUUCCAUCAAAUAAAUUCAAAUUCAAAUAAUAGUAAUACAAUGUUAUUAUCAGGUGGUAUGGAUGGAACAAUUAGAUUAUGGCAAGUUGAAACAGGUAGUUUAUUAGCAGUAUAUAAUCAAGAUAUUUCAAAAGUAACCAUGAAUGGUAUUAUCGAUACAACAUCAGCAGGAAUUACAGCAUUAACAUUUGAUCCAACCAAUUUAUUAGUUAUAUCUGGUACAUCCGAUGGUAUAGUUCGUAAACAUUCACUAAGAGAACGUGUUAUAAUGGGUACUUUUAUUGGUCAUAGUAGAGGUGCAAUUUUAAAUUUAUUACUCACAAAACAUGGUCAUCUUUUAUCAUCUUCAAUGGAUAGAACUAUAAGACUUUGGGAUAUUGAUUCAGGUAAACAAAUAACUGGUUGUAAAUAUUUCUCUCAAACUAUGGUUUAUGAUCAUCAUAGAGAUAUUGUUUUCGCUGCUUCUGAUACUGGUACAAUAGCUGUAAUUCAAAUUGUUAAAGAUUUAAAUAAUUCUUGGUCAUUAAAAAAGAUAAAAGUAUUAGAUUUAAAGAAACCAGCGAUUUUACAUUUACAUUAUAAUACAUAUGUUGAUCAAUUAACGGUUACAUCAAUUGAAACUAAUAUUGCAAGUGUUCAAAAUGCAACAGGUAUACCAUUUGAAUCUGUUGAAAAUGAUUAUAAAAAACAAGUUAAUCUUGUUCAAGGAUUAUGGGAAACAACAAAUAAUAGAUUAACAAUUACACCUUCACAAUCUAAUAAUUCUUUAGCAAAAUCACAAUCAAUUAAUAAUCAAUUAAAUCAAUCAACAACAUCAACAAUCAAUCAACAACAACAACAACAACAACAACAACAACAACAACAACAACAACAACAACAACAACAACAACAAUAUGAAGAUGAGUUUGAAGAUGAAUAUAUUGAUAACCAAAUAAAAGAAAAACAACAACAACUACUACAACAACAACAACAACAACAACAACAACAACAAAAUGAAGAAGAACCAAUUGAAGAUUAUAUAUUUUCAAAUGAAAUUUCAAGUGAAUUAACAGAAGAAUUUAUUCAAUUAUCAAUUGAAGAAUUAAAAAAUAUAAAAUUAACAAAUAUGAUUGAAAAUACAUUAAAUAGUGAUCAAAUGAUAUUAAUUGAUAGGUUAAAACAAUUGGAAUUUUUAGGUAAUGAAUUAUUUGAACAUCAAAGUUCACAAGAGGAAAAAGAAUAUAAUGAAGCAAGAAAGUUAAAAUAUGUAAAUGGUUUAACACAAUUCCAAGAUUCAAUUGAGGAAAUGUCAGAAGAUUAUGUAUCUUGUAUGAGAAUGUUAAUUAAAACCAAUGAUGCUGAUAUUGUAUUAGAUACUGAUAAUUGCAAAGAUAUUAAAAUCAGAUCAUUGGAACAAAAGAGAAUGGAAAUUCUUGAACGUCAUCGUUUAGAGUUGGAACAAUUCCAAGGGGAAGUUGAUAGGGAGCUAUCGGUAUUCUCUGAUCAACAAUUACCAUUGAUAACAAAGAAAGUUGCAAAUGAAUGUUUUGAAAAUAAAAAGAGAUUAUUAAAUUCUCAAGAAUCAAUUGAAAAAUCAAUUCAAACUUAUCUAUCAAAUACUUUUCCAGCUGUUAAUCAACGUUAUCAUUUGGGUCCAUUAAUUUCAGAGAAUUCAACAACAGUUUUUCGUGCUUUCGAUUGUAAAUCUUUAAUUCCAGUUGCUGUUAAAGUUUUACCACCUGUAGCUUUAAAUAUACCUGUACAUGAAAAUUUAACAAAAGUUUAUCAAGUUUGUCAAACACCACAAUCAAUCUAUGUCAUUAUGGAACCUUCAACUACAAGUUUAAAACCAUUAGUUGAAUCAAUGGAUCAACAUCAAUUACCAAUUUCAAUGGUAAUUUCAAUUAUGAAACAACUUUUACAAUGUCUUUUAUUUUUACAUUCAUCAAGUUUAGUUUAUCGUGAUUUAAAUCCAUCAAGAGUUUUAUUAACUACCACCACCACCACUGCUAAUGAUGAUGUUGAUUGUGAACUACAACAACAACAACAACAACAAGUAAAAGUUAAAUUAACUCAUUUUGGUAUAAUGAGAUCAUUACAAGGUAAUGUUGAUUCAGAACCAGCUGAAGAUGGUAUGAUUUAUGGUUCACCAGAAAUUUUUGGUAGAGUAAUUAAUACUGAAUCCGAUAUUUGGUCUUUGGGUGUAAUUUUCAUUUAUCUUUUACAAACAAAACAAGAAAGAACAAAACCAUUAUUCCAUGGCCACAAUAAUAAAUCUGUAAUUGAAAGUAUUGUUAAAAUCGUUGGUAGACCUUUCCAAAAGGAUAUUGAUAGAAUGAUUGCAAAUGGUAAUAUGACAUCUGAUGCAAUUCAAUUACUUCAAUAUGCAGCAAGUUUACCUGUACCAUUUGAAGAUUCUAUUGAUAAUUUAAGAUCACAUUGUUCAUUAGCUUCUGAUUCCGCUUUGGAUCUUUUAACUCAAAUGUUACAAUUUGUACCACAUAAAAGAAUUUCAAUUGAACAAGCUUUAUCUCAUCCAUUCAUUUUAAAUUUACCAAAACAACAACAACAACAACAACAACAAAAACAACAACAACAACAGCAACAACAACAACAACAAGAAAUAAUCCCUAAAGAUGAUUCCUUAACAGAUAUUAGUAGUAAUAAACAAGAAACUGUAGUUUAUGAUGCUAAUAUUCAAAUUAAUCAAGAGGAUUUAAUUUCUAAAAUAAAAGAGAAUGAAAUUCAAAAAGAAAUUGAUUUCAAAGAAAAUCAAAUUAAUGAAGAAAUUAAAGAAGAUGUUAAGGAGGAGAUAGAAGAAGAUAUUAAAGAAGAAAUCAAAGAAGAAAUCAAAGAAGAAAGUAAAGAGGUUCAAGAAGAGGCUAAAGAGGAGAUUAAAGAAGAAAUCCAAAUAGAGACACAAGAAGUUAAAGAGGAGAUUAAAGAAGAAGUCCAAGUGGAGAUUAAGGAGGAGAAGAUUAAAGAGGAGAUUAAAGAGGAGAUUAAAGAAGAAACUCAGGAGGAGAUUAAAGAAGAAAAUAAAGAUGAAAUCCAAGAGACAAUUAAAGAAGAGGUUCAAGUAGAGAUUAAAGAGGAAAUAAAAGAAGAAACUCAAGAGGAGAUAAAAGAAAUUCUAAAUGAAGUCCAAGUUAAAGAAGAGGUCAAAGAAGAAAUCCAAGAAGAAGUUAGUCAAGAAACCCUAAGUGAAAUCCAAGAAGAAGUUAAAGAAGAAAUCCAAGAAGAUAUAAAAGAAGAAGUUAAAGAAGAAAUCCAAAAUGAAAUCAGAGAAGAAAUCCAAAAUGAAAUCAGAGAAGAAAUCAAAGAAGAAAUCAAAAAAGUUAGUGAAGAAAUUCAAAAUGAAAUCCAAGAAGAAGUUAAAGAAGAAAUCCAAAAUGAAAUCCAAGAAGAACAACAAGAUACAAUUAAGGAAGAAAUCCAAGAAAUUAAACAAGAAAUAAUUUCCGAAAGAGAUACAAAUCAAGAAGGAGAAAUUAGUGAUACAAUUGUUUCAGAUUCGAAAGAAGCAGACUCUAUAAUAGAAGGACCAGUUACUUUAGAAAGGGAUAAUAAAAAUGCAAGUGAUCAUGAUGAUGAGCAACAAUUUGUAGAGGAAGAAAUUGAAGUAGAGGAAGAAAUUGAAGUAGAGGAGGAGAUUGAAGUAGAAGAAGAAAUUGAAGUGGAGGAGGAGAUUGAAGUAGAAGAGGAGAUUGAAGUAGAAGAAGAAAUUCAAGUAGAAGAUGAUACCGAUAAAUCAAAUGAUUUUUAA
Molecule: messenger RNA, 4083 nt
Organism: Dictyostelium discoideum AX4
Lineage: Eukaryota; Evosea; Eumycetozoa; Dictyosteliales; Dictyosteliaceae
Exons: 2
Coding region: 1-4083 (1360 amino acids)
Molecular function (GO): ATP binding
Source: RefSeq, a predicted model, not a curated record